This is a messenger RNA of Chiroxiphia lanceolata (lance-tailed manakin), 3082 nucleotides long. It is a transcript of the gene FBXO43, whose product is annotated as F-box protein 43. Gene Ontology annotation, biological process: negative regulation of meiotic nuclear division; regulation of mitotic nuclear division. Bases 723 to 2720 code for a protein of 665 amino acids. Gene Ontology annotation, cellular component: nucleus. Lineage: Eukaryota; Metazoa; Chordata; Aves; Passeriformes; Pipridae. The transcript has 9 exons. The record is from RefSeq and is a predicted model, not a curated record. Gene Ontology annotation, molecular function: zinc ion binding.
CGAGCGAGGGAAAGCGGCGGCGGCCGCACGCGAGGGGCCGGUGUGGGUGGGGAGAGGUGAAGCGGCUCCUCACCAGGGGCAACGGGCCCAGGGUCGGGCGGCGAGAGCUGCUAGGGCGGCACCGGCCUCGCUCCUCCAGCCUGCCCUCAGCCCCGCUCGGGGGGCCCCGCUGCCUCCUCAGCCGCACCCCGCGGAAGGGCGGCCUCCAGGCUCUGCUCCUGUGCCCAGCGAUUUCCCAGAUGAGGGGGUGAAGCGGUUGCUUUGCUCGUGUCCGGCAUCCCAGGUGGAUGAGAGACCCUCGGGUGCUGGUCCCUGGGUUAUCAGUAGGGGCAAGCAAUUCUUCUAAUACAGCACAUUUACUGUGGAAGAUCUUGAGUUGCUUCACGAAUUAGGGGAGGUCAAGAACAGAGUCUUCAGAUAAUCAAUUUUACUACAGAUAUGUCCCCCUCCAGCUUUCUUGCAGGCCCCCAUUAGGUACUGGAAGGCCACAACAAGGUUUCCCUGGAGCCUUCACUUCUCUGGGCUGAACAACCCCAACACUCUCAGCCAGUUUUCACAGCAAAGCCUGCUGCCUGAAAAUUAAUUUUCUAAGUCUGGAAGCCUGUGGACUUUUGUUAGAUGUGUGAUUAGUUUGACUGUGACCGUGUUUAAGGAAAACAUUAAUAUUUUUAAAGGAACAACACUGGUAUCUUCUUUUACAAAGCCAAAGUGUCAAGCAGAAGAUGUCAGACAGUCAUUCAAUGAAGUUCAAUAUUCUUAAAAGAAAUAGAUUAACAUCUCCCAGCAGCAAUUUUAAAUACUCAAAUUUUAAAGACAUGUGUUGCACUUCAGCAUUUCUGGACAGCAGAUACAAUGAGUCAGUAAAAGAUCUUGAUGCAGAACAUAAAGAAGCACCAAGUGUAACAAGUAUUUCAUUGCUACAAGGGCAUUCUGAGCACAUUCAUCCAAAUGCCUUCAUUCCCGUGUCAUCAUCUAUCGAAAAAGAACUGAAUUCUAUCUCAAUAUCAGAAGAAAGAGAAGCAACAGGAAGUGCAGAUGUUUUUGAAAGUCCUAAAUCAAGUAGAAAAAGCUCUUCGCUACGCAGGAGACUGCUUUUACCCAAGACUGUUGAAGCUGGCACAACUGUAGAAAGCUGUGAAAGGCAAGCUAGUUCUUCAGGAAGCAUCAGGAAAAAAAAAUUCUCUUGUGUUUUGAACUCUGAAGAAAAACUUCCAAAAACUACUGCAGAUUCUUCAAAAGAUAAAAGUUACAAAACUCUGACAACUAGCACUUCAAAACCUGAGGGCUCUAAUCCUUGUUUUCCAAAACGGAGAAUUUCCUUUUCACAGCAAAGGACUUCUACAGUAGAUGAGUCCCAGUGUAAGGACCCCUUAUUGCUAGAAUCGGAAAGUUUAUCUCCAAUUCAGUGUAAGGAUGUAAUUGUUAAUAACACUAAUGAAUUCAAUGGAAGUGUUCUUAUGAGAGUUGGUGAUGGGGUGCUUAGGACUCUUACUUACAACGAGGCCAAUGAGAGUAAAUUCCUGACUUCUAUCAACAGUCCUGUAGAGAACUUGAAUUUUGGACUAUGUGAUAUAAACUCUCCCCCUGUUAAGGUGGUAAAUUACCCAGAUCUUUCAACACCUGAGGAUAGUGGAUAUAAUUCACUUCCUUUGGACAAAUCAGGAGACUCAUUGUCUGAUCAUGAGGGAUCUUUCCAAGAGCUCUUACAAAAGCACAGAGAAGAUUCCAAAAUUCUAGAUAAUAAAAGAAAGACAAGAAAACUUGAACGAGUUAGAAGGUUAUCCACUCUUCAGGAACAGGGUUCACAGUCAGAGACAGAAGAUAAUCAUGGCAGUCCUACUUCAAUGCAUAUAUUAACAGAAGAAAGAAAUUUUGCCAGGGAAGAUCAUGAAUUAGUUCUAAAAGAACAAUCUAAUGGAGACCUGGUUGUAAGUCAUGGAGAUCUCUCAAGAACUCCAGCUCUGAAAAUAGUUCAUGAAAUUUGCUUGCAGAGACAAAGAUCGGACCAAAAGCAAAUAUCAGAGAAUAUUGAUGGAACAGAAAUAUUUGCAUUAGAUCAUGUCCUUCCUGGACUUAUUGGCAAGAAAAUGGGCCUUGACAAAUUAGAUAUUUUAACAGAAUUAAAAGACAGAAAUUUAAAACAUGUUCUUGCUAUAGUUUUAGAUGCUUUGACAGUGGAAAGUCUAUGCAGCAUUUGGAAAGUAAGCAAAAACUGGCGUGAAAUUGUUGUACAAGAUAAAAGGGCAGAUAAGAGGAGAAAGUUGUACAUAAAACAGCAGAAAGAAGAAACUGAGGAAUAUUUAUUGAAGGCUGAAGAUGCUGCCACAAGGCUUAAUAUUCUCAAUAGAUCUGCUCUAAGGCCUGUUCAAGCUCAAGCCAGAACUCCUGUACUACAAACACCACCUUCAUACACUGAAAUUACACCCAGUAACACUAGUUACUCAGCUAGCAGACAGGAAGAAUACCUGAAAGUUGCUAAAACUCUGUUCACUGACGAAGCUCUAAAACCCUGUCCAAGAUGUCAAUAUCCUGCUAAAUAUCAACUGGUAAAGAAUCGGGGGCUGUGUAGCAGAGAGGCAUGUGCAUUUGAGUUCUGUAUUUUAUGUCUGCAUGCAUUCCAUGGCUCAAAAGAAUGUAACAGUUUAUCUGCAAAACGGAAGAACAAAAAAGAUGCUCCUCCGGGAAGCGCCCAAAGCAAAAGAAAUUUAAAAAGACUCUAAAUUUGUAAGGCAUGCAACUCCUUACAUUUAAUUCCUCUUCCCCUUCUCAUAAAUUCCUAAUCUUGUUCCUCUUCAUAUAUUUCAUUUCUUUAUAUUUCAUAUGAAGAUAUGCAUUUUGAAAGUCUCAUUCAAUUUGUUCUUGCUGAUUUGCCAAGGUAGCUUCUCAUGUAUAUAUCUUAAUCAAUGUAGUAUAUUUUUAUUUUUAAAAAAAUGAGCAUUUAAAAGUAUUUUGUCUUCUUUUACUUGUUGAGUAGUAGCUAGGCACUUACUAACAUCUUAAUUUUUAAAUAAAUAUUUAUAUGUAGUCUGUAUUAUUUAGCUUACAACACCUCUUAGAUGUUUAAAAAUGUGAUUCUUGUCUU